This is a messenger RNA of Dimorphilus gyrociliatus, 738 nucleotides long. NCBI's taxonomy places the organism in Eukaryota, Metazoa, Annelida, Polychaeta, Dinophilidae. The record is from the annotation of a GenBank genome assembly.
AUAGAAUACAAUUUCACAGUUUCUCUUUCCCAUGGAGAUUACCCGUUAUCUCUAAUCUCCAAUUUUCUUACCUAGUUUUCCAAGAGGCCAACAUUCUAUAUAUAUAUUGUAUAAAUUCGAGUUUUAACCAUUCAAUAUUACUGAAAGAACAGAAAGGUCUUAUAAAUGCCGCUUCAAAGAAAGUGAUCAAGAAAUAGUAUUUUUAACAAUCUAGAUUUCUACAUAUCCAGUGUUACUGACCAUAUAUGCUGAAAACUCUCAACGGUUGAUUCUUGAAUAAAAAUGGCUAGUGGUGUUAAAGUUAACGAUGAUGUCGUCACCAGAGCAGUUGAAAUGAAUCUACACAAGGGUACACCCUUAAGAUAUCUGCGAUUCGUUAUAAACUCUGUUGGAACAUUUAUUGAAAUUCAAGAGGAGAAGGAGCGAGAUAAAACUGAAAAUGGCGACGAGGAAGGCCAAAAAAGAUUGUUAAAUGAAUUAACAGAUACUCUCUCAGACAAGGAUUGCUGCUACAUUUUAUACGAUUUUGGAUAUGUGCCUGGCAGUGGACAAGCUACCGAUAAAUUAUUAUUUAUCGUCUGGUGUCCGGAUUCUGCUAGCGUUCGCAACAAGAUGCUUUACGCUUCUUCUAAAGAUGCGAUUAAAAAUAAGCUUAGUCAAUUGGCUUUCAAAGAAGUACAGGCAAAUGACUUAUCUGCUUUGUCCUACGAGGCAGUUCUAGAUAAAGUUCUACACUAG